Punctularia strigosozonata HHB-11173 SS5 is the source of this 720-nucleotide messenger RNA. RefSeq lists its product as uncharacterized. Gene Ontology annotation, cellular component: RNA polymerase I complex. NCBI's taxonomy places the organism in Eukaryota, Fungi, Basidiomycota, Agaricomycetes, Corticiales, Punctulariaceae. The annotation marks the transcript as partial. The transcript is spliced from 4 exons. Gene Ontology annotation, biological process: DNA-templated transcription initiation. The record is from RefSeq and is a predicted model, not a curated record.
GAAGACUCGGAGUUUGUUGUUGUGCGAUCGUCAUUGCGGGUGUCUAUCCCACCCGUCUUCGCGGCCAACCCCCGCGCGGGCGUCAAAGAGAUGCUUGACUCGAUGCUCAUGAGAUACGUGCCCGCCCUCGACGGCGUCGUGCUCGCGCACUCCAAUCUCGCGUUUCGCACCCCGACAGCGCGGAUCGUGAAUGACUGCCCGUGCGCGGUGUGCGACGUAGAGUUCGACGCGACAGUGUGGAGCCCGCAGGUCGGCAUGAAGCUGUCUGCCCGGAUAAACCUAUCGUCACCGGACCACAUCGCGCUCCUCGUCCACCGCACAUUCAACGUAUCCAUCCCGCGUCAUCAUAUACCGACGGACAGCUGGGAAUUUGAGUAUGGCCCGGCAGAGAACGACCCGGAAUAUGGUGCGGAGGCGGGUGUGCAGGCUGAGGAGGAAGUAGGAGCGGAAGGAGAAGCAGGCGAGGAGAAAGUGGCGGAGGCCGGGAGAUGGAUACAUUCCACGACGGGCGACCGGCUGGGGGGCAAGGACGGGAUCCUGGAGUUCACCGUUAUCGGGUUAACGGUGGCAAACCAAAUGCUCUCACUGAUCGGGUCCAUACAACCGGACCCGUUCUCACCCGCGCACGUACCGCAGAAUGUGCCCGCGUCAUCGCAGCACAGGCCUUCUCCGUCGACUCCUCCCCCAGUGAAUCCUUGGGACGAAGAGGAGGAGGGAGAG